AUGGGUCAGCAGGUGGGCCGCGUCGGCGAGGCGCCGGGGCUCCCGCUCCCGCAGCCCCAGCCCCAGCCCCAGCCCCGCGGGCACCGGGCCGCCGGCGCGCCCAGGCCCCACGCCCGAAGGAGGGACCCCAACCCCGCCGCCAGCGCCAACCCCAGCGCCGCCGCCGGAUUCAACAUCUUCGCUCAGCACGAGGCCUUGCAUCGCCCCUACGGCUGUGAUGUUGAACCCCAGGCCUUGAACGAAGCCAUCAGGUGGAGCUCCAAGGAGAACCUGCUCGGAGCCACUGAGAGUGACCCCAAUCUCUUUGUUGCACUUUAUGAUUUUGUAGCAAGCGGUGACAACACACUCAGCAUCACCAAAGGUGAGAAGCUCCGAGUCCUGGGUUACAACCAGAAUGGUGAAUGGAGUGAGGUGCGCUCCAAGAAUGGGCAGGGUUGGGUGCCAAGCAACUACAUCACUCCAGUGAACAGCCUGGAGAAGCAUUCCUGGUACCACGGGCCCGUGUCCCGCAGCGCAGCCGAGUAUCUGCUGAGCAGCCUCAUCAACGGGAGCUUCCUGGUGCGGGAGAGUGAGAGCAGCCCAGGGCAGCUGUCCAUCUCGCUCAGGUUCGAGGGACGCGUUUACCACUACAGGAUCAAUACCACCGCAGAUGGCAAGGUGUACGUGACGACAGAUAGCCGCUUCAGCACUUUGGCCGAACUUGUUCACCAUCACUCCACAGUGGCCGAUGGACUGGUGACAACCCUACACUACCCAGCUCCCAAGUGCAAUAAGCCCACCGUCUAUGGAGUGUCCCCCAUCUAUGACAAAUGGGAAAUGGAGCGAACAGACAUCACCAUGAAGCACAAGCUAGGGGGUGGACAGUACGGGGAGGUGUACGUUGGCGUGUGGAGGAAAUACAAUUUGACGGUUGCAGUGAAAACACUAAAGGAAGAUACCAUGGAGGUGGAAGAGUUUCUGAAAGAAGCCGCUGUGAUGAAAGAAAUCAAACACCCUAAUCUGGUACAACUGUUAGGCGUGUGCACCUUAGAACCACCUUUUUACAUUGUGACCGAGUACAUGCCGUAUGGGAACCUGCUUGAUUACCUUCGAGAGUGCAACCGAGAAGAGGUGAGCGCAGUUGUGCUGCUCUACAUGGCUACGCAAAUCUCCUCAGCCAUGGAGUACUUGGAGAAGAAGAACUUCAUCCAUAGAGACCUUGCAGCCCGAAACUGCCUAGUAGGUGAAAACCACGUGGUGAAGGUAGCAGAUUUUGGCUUAAGCCGACUAAUGACUGGUGAUACCUACACCGCUCAUGCUGGAGCCAAAUUCCCCAUCAAGUGGACAGCACCAGAGAGUCUGGCCUACAACACUUUCUCAAUUAAAUCAGAUGUUUGGGCUUUUGGUGUGCUGUUGUGGGAAAUUGCUACCUAUGGGAUGUCACCAUACCCGGGUAUCGACCUGUCACAGGUCUAUGAUCUGCUGGAGAAGGGAUAUCGGAUGGAGCAGCCGGAAGGGUGUCCCCCUAAGGUCUAUGAACUGAUGAGGGCAUGCUGGAAGUGGAGUCCUUCAGACAGGCCGUCUUUUGCCGAGACGCAUCAAGCUUUUGAAACCAUGUUCCAUGACUCAAGCAUCUCUGAAGAAGUCGCCGAGGAACUUGGGAGGACAGCUUCCUCUUCCUCCAUCGUCCCUUACCUGCCCCGGCUGCCCAUGCUUCCCUCCAAGACCAGGACCCUGAAGAAACAGGCCGAGAACAAGGAGAACAUCGAAGGGGCACAAGAAGCUGUAGAGCACUCGGCUUCCAGCUCGGCUCCAGGAUUCAUCAGAAGCACACAGCCUGCCGGUGGGUCCCCAGCUCUGCCUCGCAAGCAGCGGGAUAAGUCGCCCAGCAGCCUCUUGGAGGAUGCCAAAGAGACCACCUUUACCAGGGACAGGAAGGGGGGCUUCUUCAGCUCUUUCAUGAAGAAGAGAAAUGCCCCCACGCCCCCCAAACGCAGCAGUUCCUUUCGUGAGAUGGAGAAUCAGCCCCACAAGAAAUACGAGCUAACGGGUAACUUCUCAUCUGUCGCUUCCUUGCAGCAUGGCGACGGGUUUUCUUUCGCUCCAGCCCAGCAAGAGCCCGGCCUGGCACCGCCCAAGUGCUACGGGGGGAGCUUGGCACAGAGGAACUUCUGCAGCGAGGACGGUGGUGGCGGGAGCAGUGGUGGCGGAAGUACUGGUGGGGGGUGGUCGGGCAUCACUGGUUUCUUUACACCUCGCUUAAUCAAAAAGACACUGGGCUUACGAGCGGGGAAACCCACGGCUGGCGAAGAAGCCUCCAAGCCUUUUCCGAGGUCCAACUCUACAUCUUCCGUGUCCUCAGGGCUUCCAGAGCAGGAUAGGAUGUCCAUGACCCUCCCCAGGAACUGCCAGAGAUCCAAAAUCCAGCUGGAACGGACAGUGUCCACCUCUUCUCAGCCAGAGGAGAGCACGGGAAGGGCCGGCGAGCCGCUUCCCAAGAGGUCGGAAGAGGGGCCCGGCCUCAGCAAGGAGCGGCCGAAAGCCAAACUCUUGCCCCGAGGGGCCACGGCUCUUCCUCUCAGGACUCCCUCCGGGGAUCCGGCCGGCGCCGAGAAGGACGGCGCGGGCCUGGCGGCGGCGGCGGCGGCGGCCCCCCCCAAGAACCGAGAGAGGAACGGCGGGACGAGGCUCGCGGAGGAGGGCGAGAGGCCGGGGUGGUCGUCUCCGGCCAAGGCCGCGGCUGGACUCCCGACCCCGCACAACCACAAAGUGCCCGUCCUCAUCUCGCCCACGCUGAAGCACACUCCAGCCGACGUGCAGCUCAUCGGUACGGACUCUCAGGGGAAUAAAUUCAAGCUCUUAUCCGAGCAUCAGGUCGCCUCCUCCGGGGACAGGGACCGGCCCCGCCGGGUAAAACCAAAGUGCGCCCCACCCCCGCCGCCGGUGACGAGGCUCCUGCAGCCCUUGGGCCCGGAUGCCACGGAGGACUCCACCGGGGCCGCCGCCGCCUCCGCCGCCGCGGGACCGCCCGGACCGGAAUCGCAAGAGAGUGGGAAAAGGCCAGGCGCCGCGGGCUCCGGCAGCGCGAAAGCCGGGAGGCCGGCGGUGCCUCCGCCUCAAGUGCCUCCGCCUCCCUCUUCCACAUCGCCGGCCAAGAUGGCCAACGGCACGGCCGGCACCAAAGUAGCGCUGAGAAAGACCAAACAGGUGGCUGAGAAAAUCCCGGCGGACAAAAUCAGCAAAGAGGCCCUGCUGGAGUGCGCGGACCUGCUGUCCAGCGCCAUCGCCGAGCCCACGCCCAACAGCCAGCUGGUGGACGCCGGCCACCAGCUGCUGGAUUACUGCUCAGGCUACGUGGACUGCAUCGCGCAAACGCGCAACAAGUUUGCCUUCCGGGAAGCCGUGAGCAAACUGGAACUCAGCCUGCAGGAGCUGCAGGUAUCUUCGGCGGCUGCUAGCGGGCCCGGGGCCAACCCUGUUCUUAAUAACUUACUGUCUUGCGUCCAGGAGAUCAGCGAUGUGGUGCAGAGGUAGCUACUGCC
Molecule: messenger RNA, 3521 nt
Organism: Tachyglossus aculeatus (Australian echidna)
Lineage: Eukaryota; Metazoa; Chordata; Mammalia; Monotremata; Tachyglossidae
Gene: ABL2
Product: ABL proto-oncogene 2, non-receptor tyrosine kinase
Biological process (GO): regulation of apoptotic process; protein phosphorylation
Molecular function (GO): protein binding; non-membrane spanning protein tyrosine kinase activity; ATP binding
Source: RefSeq, a predicted model, not a curated record